AUGGCAACCCUAAAAAUAACCAAAAGGCAUCAUAAACACCUAAACAAUCCCUUCCCUUCAACCCCAAGAUCACUCCCUUUCAUUCAAGGAAGUCUUCUUUUCAAUUCUCAAACAGUCCCAUCAAACAAAAUCUUCUCAGUUGGCAAGGAUUUCCAGCUUCUUUGGAGCACCAAAAAUGGAGGGAAUGUCUCAAUUUAUCAUCACUCUCAACCUACAAAGGCCCUGUGGUCUACCAUCCCAGGACAAGCUUUUGUUAGUGCAGCAUUGUGCGAGACAGAAGUGGAAGAGAGCAGAGGAUCUUUUGCUAUAAACGAUAGGAAUGUUUAUUUGGUUUGUGAUCAUCAAACUAUUGAAGAUAUAAGAGUGAUUAAUGAGCCUGAUCACCAUUUUGAUCACUCUAAUGAUCAUGAUCUUUCAUCUGGGAAUUUGGGUUUGAAUCAGAUAAGUGAUUUGAAGGAUACCCAGUUUCCUGUUUUGUUGAUAACAGGUUGGUUAUUAAGUAAUGGGAGGAAGAAGAGGCAUCAAGAAUCGGGCUUUUACAAAGACAUACAGUUUGAGACAAGGGGACCACUUACUUGUGCAAGGUAUCGGGUCCUAUUUGAUCAAAAGAAUAAUAACCAAAUUGGUUUUCAAGUGAGAACUGGACCACCAAAUUUUGAAUUUCAGCAAAGAAUUUCUCCAACUCCUUUGGGAAGAUACCACCGAUUAAGGCGAAAGCUAGGAAAGAUUAGAAAACGAAAGCUUGGAUGGUGUCGGUUCUUUACAAGGUCUCGAGGGUUUGUUGCAGUUUCUUCUUCAUCAGAGGAGAACAUGGAAAUGAGGGCUACAGAGUUGACAGAAUUCAAUAGAGUCUGUAUAACCUAUUCCAGUGAAGGAAAUGAAAGGUUUUACGGUUUUGGGGAGCAGUUCUCUCAUAUGGACUUCAAAGGCAAAAGGGUGCCCAUUUUGGUUCAAGAGCAGGGAAUUGGAAGAGGGGACCAACCUAUUACUUUUGCUGCUAACUUGGUUAGCUACAGGGCUGGGGGUGAUUGGAGUACAACUUAUGCUCCUUCACCAUUCUACAUCACAUCUAAGAUGAGGUCUCUUUACCUUGAAGGAUACGAUUAUUCUGUAUUCGACCUGACAAGACAUGACAGAGUUCAGAUACAGAUCCAGAGCAAUUCAGUUCAAGGAAGAAUACUGAAUGGCAACUCACCUUCGGAGCUUAUUGAACACUUCACAGAAACUAUCGGGAGGCCUCCUGAGCUUCCUAAUUGGAUUAUAUCUGGGGCGGUUGUUGGAAUGCAAGGUGGCACAGAAGCUGUACGCCGUGUUUGUGAUGAAUUGAAAGAUCAUAAGGUUCCCGUUUCAGCAUUUUGGUUACAGGAUUGGGUAGGGCAGAGGGAGACAAUGAUUGGAUCGCAACUAUGGUGGAAUUGGGAAGUGGAUACGAUGAGGUAUCAUGGGUGGCAGCAACUAGUUAAGGAUCUCAGUGCAAAGAAUAUUAAAGUGAUGACAUACUGCAAUCCUUGUCUGGCUCCGGUAUUUUUCUUUUCCAAAGAACUUAUGGCAUUACCAUUUACAUUGUCUUCGCAUAAAACCAAACCGAAGGAGAAAUCUUUUGAGGAGGCAAAAAAGCUGGAUAUCCUAGUGAAAGACAAGCAUGGAGAGCCAUAUAUGGUUCCAAAUACGGCAUUUGAUGUGGGAAUGAUGGAUCUGACCCACCCACAUACUGCUGGUUGGUUCAAGCAGGUUUUACAGGAAAUGGUUGAUGAUGGAGUGAAAGGGUGGAUGGCUGAUUUUGGUGAAGGCCUGCCUGCAGAUGCCACUCUCUAUUCAGGUGAAGAUCCUCUUUCAGCUCAUAAUAGAUACCCAGAGCUAUGGGCCCAAAUAAACCGAGAGUUUGUGGAAGAAUGGAAGACACAUUGUGUGGGUGAGGAGAGAGAAGACCCGGAAGAGGCUUUGGUCUUCUUCAUGAGGGCUGGUUUCAGGGAUAGUCCCAAAUGGGGGAUGCUAUUUUGGGAAGGAGACCAAAUGGUAAGUUGGCAAGCUAAUGAUGGAAUAAAAAGUGCCGUUGUUGGCCUACUGAGCAGUGGACUUUCUGGAUAUGCUUUCAACCAUAGUGAUAUUGGAGGCUAUUGUGCUGUAAACUUACCUUUUAUUAAUUACCAACGAAGCGAAGAGUUGCUCAUGCGAUGGAUGGAGCUAAACGCUUUCACCACUGUUUUCCGGACUCAUGAAGGAAACAAGCCAUCCUGCAACAGCCAAUUCUAUUCCAACCACAAAACUUUAUCACAUUUUGCACGCUGUGCUAAGUUGUACAAAGCUUGGUAUUCCUACAGAAUCCAACUAGUAAAGGAAGCUGCUCGGAAAGGCCUACCAGUUUGCCGCCACCUAUUUCUCCACUACCCAAAUGAUAGGAAUGUGCAUAGCUUGAGUUACCAGCAGUUCUUGAUUGGUACUGAAAUCCUAGUGGUGCCUGUACUUGACAAAGGCAAGAAGAAUGUCAAGGCUUAUUUUCCAGAGGGUGAUGCUUGUUCCUGGCAGCAUAUCUGGUCAGGAAAACUAUUUAAAGAACAAGGUUCGGAAGCCUGGGUAGAGGCUCCAGUUGGAUAUCCUGCUGUAUUUAUUAAGGCUGGCUCCACUGUGGGAGAAACAUUUGUUGAAAAUCUGAGAAAUUUUGGCAUUCUUUGA
This is a messenger RNA of Dovyalis caffra, 2673 nucleotides long. NCBI's taxonomy places the organism in Eukaryota, Viridiplantae, Streptophyta, Magnoliopsida, Malpighiales, Salicaceae. The record is from the annotation of a GenBank genome assembly.